This is a messenger RNA of Paramuricea clavata, 9898 nucleotides long. The record is from the annotation of a GenBank genome assembly. NCBI's taxonomy places the organism in Eukaryota, Metazoa, Cnidaria, Anthozoa, Malacalcyonacea, Plexauridae.
AUGAGUUCGGUGAAAUUAUUGUUGAAAUAUUCAACUGAAGUGCUAGAUACUUACAACUCGUUCACCCAUGGUGUUGAAGAACAUGUAGAAAGCUGGCUGACAAAGAAUAAGGUAUGAAUUAAACAGAAAGCUUGGUUAAUUUUUGAUGAUUAUCAAAUGAAGAUGGUACUUUGGCUGUCUUUGCAAGACGUCUUAAGACUUGAAGAGUGUUGUUCUUUAGUAAUUUUAAUUCACUCGUUGGCUCUAACCCAGGUAACAGAUGAAAACACAAGAGUGUUUGUGAUUGAGGUUUUCUCAGGAUGUGUCAGACAUCAAAGUAUUGUAAAGGUGUGUAUAUAUGUGCUAAAUUUGCAUAGGCAGAUUCUUGUCCUGGGCCACCUGACUGGAAAGUUUGGAAAUUGCGCGCCAGAGAUUUCGAAAAUUUAAUAGUAAAUAUAUAGAAAGCAUCAAAAUUGCGCGCUGGAGAUAUCCGCCGCGUGAUACAAACUUUCCACACUGGUGGCAGGCCAUUCAAAAAAAAAUCCCCCUAUGGAUGAGCUCAGUAAAAUUUGAACCCCCAAAGAAAAAAAGAUCAAAGUGCCGAUGCACACACCUCCUCAGAAAUUGGUAAAUUUUUCCUUACCCCUCAGAAAAAAGAGCUAAGAUCAAAGGAUGCUGAUGGCCAUAACCCCUCAGAAAUGGCUUUUUUGAACCCCCUCAGAAAUUCUUGUCCAUGGGGGGGGGGGGUGUGGACAUUAAAUGGAAUGACCUCCUGCUGAGUUCUGGCAGAGCCUUGUAUUAUUAAAGGCAUCCAAUAUAGCGUACGUAGUUACUAGCCAGUGCACUUUUGAGAAGUCUUCUCUGACUCUCACCUCAUUGUGGGUGUGAUUCUUACUGUGGACUUGUGACACUUGUAUGAAAAGAGUGAGUCAACGCUCUACCGAUUAGGGAAUGUUUACAGGAUUGGUUGGGAUUAAUCCCUAACUGGCACUUCCACCACAGUUGUGCUCUGUUAUCAGACAUGAGCACUGAACGUGAAUCAUAAGAUAGCACCAGAGGUGCCCUUAGAUCAAGCAGGUUUGAGCUGCGUCCUUUGCAAUUCAGCUUAGCUGUCAGGUCUGUCAGCUGCAAGUACGUUAGGAUAGUUAGCACACACCCACCCACAUGCUUACUCACUUAUACAGGUUGUUGUUGAUGCAUAUUAUGCAAAAGAUGGCAAAAACUGUCUUCGAACUGAUAAAAAUCUUUAUACAGGUACUGUUUCAUGAAAUUGUCACUAUGUAAUAUGAUACUUUGAAUGUUUGGCUUCCAAAAGAUAUGCAAUUCUUUCACUCGAGAAUUUUUCAUUGUGACAUUUUGUUGAUUAAUUUUUGUUCAUCAGUUUUAUGCUAUUUGGCUUUGUUCCGUUUGGACGAACUCGGGGUUGGUUAUUUUCGUAAACUGGUUGCGAACCAAGAUGUCAAUAAAAUGUUCAAGUAUCUUAGAUUUUUUCUCAAUGAAGAAAACAUUAAAACCUGGAUGGCUGAUGAGGUAAAGUAACAGAUUACUGUAGUGUAUCAGUAGACUAGUGCUUUAUGUUUGUGGGCUAGACUUGCCCUAUAUACCCCCAGACCCAACCUUGAAUCCCGACAAUAAUGGGUCAUUCCAGAAAACAUCCAUACCACCCCCACGGAGGAAAUAUCAAGUUAACCCCCCUACCCCCUUCGGAUGCCCUAAUACAUUUACUAUUAUCAGAAACAAUUUUUUCUCCCCUCCCCCUCCGGACGGCAGAAAUUUCCUCUGUGGGGGGGAGUAUGGAUCUUUUCUGGAAUGACCCAAUCUCAGUUAGAUUUGAUGGUAGCCUGAUCUGUAUGCUUACUGACAGUUUCUUAACUAUUUUUAGUGGUGCAAAUUGUAUGAUCAUACUUAUGUUGAGACAACUUUAGUAUCCACUUUGUUAAGGUAGUUUUAAUAUUUUAAUUUUUAUUUAAUUAUUUAUAUUAUAAAUUUAUAAUGUAUUUGAUCAUUGUGUUAUAUUUGAAGUGUACAUUCAAUAUUUAAUUGUGUUUCGGAAUGCAAAUGGAACGGCACAAAUGUAACAUAAUCAAGAACAUGUUCUGAUCGAGUGUGUUUUCUGUUAGGCAUGCAUGAAUUUCUGAGCAAUGCUGUGAGGCAGCUCUGUGUUGUACCUUGUUUGCUAUGUUCAAACAAUUGUCAUUUUUACAGCUGGCUUCCUGAACUUCAUGAUGUGGUUUUGUUAAAAUUAGAAGAGAAAAUUAGCAGUAGACAGGUGCCUGAACGAACAAGAAAACCCAACACUGGUAAAAUUAAUAAUUGUAUAUUUAAUUUUAGUUGACUGGCACCUUAAGCAAGGUGCACAAAUGGCAAUUUUAGUCAUGUACAUGUUAAAAUGAAGAACAGUAACAUCCAUAAUAGCUUGAACAUAAAAUGGUAGCAUGUGUGCCCAGCUUUAAAUUCUAAAUCUCAUGUUUGAUUGUUGUACUACCUUGCCCAAUUUCUACUAUCCGACAUAUAACAAUUUCUACUACCCAUUUCCUUUUACCAAAUUUCACACUAUCCAACAUUCUGUAAAAGCCAAUAUUCAUCUGUAAUAGGCCGAAAUAUGGUCAAAUGCCCACACCACAGACAUUAUGCGAAAUUGUAAUGUUUCCAAAACGUUCAUUUUGGAAAAUUUUAGAUAUCAAACCAUUCAAACUAACUCGGCCAAGGCCACGAAGUAUUCCUAUACCUGAAAAGGUUAGUUCAGUGCUGGAAUUGAGAGUAAUUUACUGUGUGUACUAAUUAUUUUCAUGUUAUAUUAAUUGAAAUCUUUUUAACCACAACUGCAGAUUCCUAAGUUGAAGCCCUCAAAACCAGUAAGUAUGUAUUUUCAGAUUAGUUCAGGUGCUGUUUACACUCUUCAUAUAGAUCAGUGGUGAGCCUAAUAUCAAGUCUGCCUUGCUUUAGGUACCUCAGACUACAUAUACAACACCUUCAGUCAAUACAAAGUUGGAAGAAGUCAGAUCAAAGAACAGGAAAAAAGCAGAGGUACUGUCAGUAUACAUUUAGGCACUUUGCACCUUUCCUUUCUGGCAGCAAAAUUCAACUCUGCUUGUUCUUUUCAUUCCUUUAGAGCAACUUACACACUGCCAAUUCUUCUCAAUUUCAAUGUGCAAACCCUCAGAAGUCAGAUAAAACUCAAAGAAAAAUGUAUGAAAUCCAAGUCGAGAAAGAAUCGAAGUAUGUACUCAUGUACUCACUUGAUAUUUUUGUUUCAAUAUAAUUGUCUUUUAAAGCGUUCUCGACUCACAGAUCCAAGAAAAACAAAAAAACUACUUAAAUAUCUUAAAGUUUGUAACCUAUCAUUUUUAGGUUAAAGUUUGAUUCCGGAAAAGCCAAUCCUGCUCCAUCUUUUAUAGUAUGUACAAUUAAUUUUAUUAAUCUUUAAUUAAUAAGUUGCUAUUUUUUUAUCAGCUGCUGUGGUUUGUUUGUGAACCACAAAAAAAAGAUUAUAAAAACAUCUUGACGAGUCUACAUUUUGUGUGAGGGGACUUCCUUGUUCAAUACCCUCCUCAAUUUAGUACUAAUGAAAGUAGUACACUAGCUUACUCAUUCGAUCUAGAACUUACACAAAUGCACUGUUCUAAAAGUGUUGACCACCUUCUAAUUUCAUUAGCACGACAAUAUUCCAAUCAAACUGAAUGCAGCAGCUAUCAUGAGGGAAGGACGGUUGUAUCAAAAGAGGGAGAAGGAUGAGGUUAAAAGGUAGAAAUAAAUUGUUCUUCAAAAGAUAUCUUUCAUGCCAUCUGACUUUAUUUAAACCAUAUUUAGUUUUGGUGAAAGUAUAGCCAAUUUAUACUCAUGGAGCUGGCCUAUGCCGAGGCAGCCAUGGGCGUCUGGUGACUACCAAGCCAACCAAAACUAGUAACCUGAGGAGAAGAAUGGUUACCAAGUUAGUGAUUGGUUUAAAUCUCAUCAUCCUUAUUUUCUUCCUUUUUUUCUAGACUGCUUGAACUAGAGAAAGGUGGUAGAGAUGCAUCCGACUUUUAUAAAUGGCAGGAAAAUAUGAAGAAGGUACCUCUAUUUUAAUAAGAACCUUACUGUAACAGAGAGAACAUUACUUUAUUUAUAUAACUGUAAUUAUGAAAUGUGUGGAUAAUAAUUUGGUCCUGGAAGCUCUAAAGAAACCUUCUCAAUUUAAGCAAAUGUCUUGAAAGGGAAAAUUUACAGAGGAAAGAAACGUCAUUUUUUACGUAUUUUAUUUCUACAGAAAGAUAUGGAUGAACAGCUGGCAGAUAUUGAACGAAGAAGACUGGUAAGCUGGAAGUUUAAUAAAAAAUACAUGAUAGUGGAGGGCUAUAGCCUCUUACCCUCCCUGGGUUUGUAAAGUAAAAAAGAAGCCUCUCUAGACUUAAAGCCCAAGCCCCACUCAUAAUUAUCAUUUAGUGGUUUAAAAAGUUGUUGGUUGAUGGUUUAGAUUUUGAGACUUUGAGGUUUCUGGCAGGAAAUACCAGUUUAGAGAUUUUAUAUUUUAACCUUUUUUCGGGAGCCUCUCCCCGAACCCCAUUAAAAUUUAUGUAGCCAACCAAACCAAUCUUCUGCAAUAUAUCCUAGAGCCAACCAAUGACUAGCUUUUCAUGUAACACUCGUACAAAUCUCCGUAAUUGGUUCAAUACAGUUCACAAGUGAUAGCUGGGAUUAUAUGUGGAUGCUUCAAUAGUACAUCUUGUUCGUUUUCACAGGAAGGGUUGUUAAGUUAUGAGGACGCAAUCAUGGCAAGGCAAAAUUUAAUCAAGGAAAACCAAAGCAAAGUGGCUGAAAUUAAGGAGGAGGUCAGUUUGAAUUUGAUUGAGAAUAACAUGAAACAUAAGCAGCCACGAGUGAUGUCAUGAUUAUUUUUAGACAAGAGAAAUGAUCAAGGAAUAUUUAGAAAACAAAUUUAAACAAGAACAAGAUAUGAGGUAAGCAUUGACCAGCUUGGAGUUGGAACUCGCAUAUAGAGCAUUAUAAAGCUAUAAAGUAUAGAUAAAAUACGCCCAUACUCGUUUGGUAAAGUUAUAAUUGCCUGAGUUUUUCCAACAGACGUUUGAUUGAAGCAACGAUGCAAGGUCAUGAGAAUACGAAGGAGGCAAGAAAACGUCUUCAGGCAUAUAAACAGAAACUUGGUAUGAAUUUGAUCCAGUAUUAUAAACGAAUUCUGGACUUUUUCUCGUGUCCAUUGUUCAUUAGCACAGUUUUAUAAAUGAAUUCUGUGUUUCGUGUUUUUCCAGUUCAAGAAGUAAAUAAAGAAAGUCAGGAAAUAAUGAAACGAGCUUUGGAAGAAGUAAGUUAAGAGAACAUUUCUUGGUCAUGUAAAGUAGGUAAUUGCACAUUAGAGGAGCAGUAUUCAAAAUUGGUUGUUCUUUACUCCGACUCCUAUGGUGAACAUAUACGUAAGGAAACUACGGAAACUACUAUUAUAGGAACUAAAAAAGGAGAAAUAUUAUGUGGGACACAAUAAAAGGCGAGGAUAUAUGAGCGAGAGAUUGAAAACGCGCGAUGUUUCAAUUCUAUUUCGAAGCAUCCUUAGAGAUACAUGAAAAACUACAGGGUACAACGAAAACUUUGUCUCCAGCGAGACCAUGCCCCCCCCCCCCCGCACACUUUUUCGGUGGAUAAAAAAAAAUUAAAAUUACCGGAUAAAAUCCAGCCUGCCUGCCUGGCAUACCUCCCGUGCUAUCCUCUCUCUCCCCCACUUUUAAACAGGCUCCGCGGUUCCUGGAACUCCCAUCUUGGGAUUUCUAGACCACCGCUUGAGCUAUAUCGAGUCAAUGGGGAUUGGUAGCGAGUCUAGUUUCAUAUUAUUUUGACACUCAUUGGUUGGGUCAGCACUUGGUUCCAUCUACCAAACUGGCGUGACGUCAUUUUCGGAAGAUGGAAAAGGUGUUAAAACAAACCCUACCCCUACUCUGACCCCAACUCUAACCCUAAACAAAAUAAUAAAAUAAAUCCAAAAAGAAUGAACGUUAGAAAUUGAUCAAAUGACAUAACGUCAGUUUGAUGGUUGGAAACGAGUGAAAACCCACUGGGUGUUUGCUUAAGUGAUUUAAAUCUAAAAGUCGUAGUCCUUAAUUAAUACGCGGAAUGCUAGAACUUUUUUGUCUCAUCUAAUGUGUUUGUCUUUACAAAAAUAUGUUUCGUAUUUUUGUAGGCGGAAGAAGAGAUGCGUCAGAAAGUGGCGUUAAUUGCGAAGAUUAGAGCGAUUGAAAGUGUUCCUGUUAUCAGGUUUAAGGUGAGUGUACACAAAGAAGAUCGACGUCAAAGAAGAUCGACGUCAAAGAACUUAUCAUCAUGAUUCAAUGAUUGAACGUUUUAAUAUUUUGCAUUAUAUAGUAUGUUGAUCUCACGGAAACAUCUGGUGCUGGACUUCUUAAUGAAAUGUCCAUCACAGAGGUAUUGUCAUACAGUCUUCCUGUUUAAUCUCCAGGGGCCGGUUGUAUAAAACUCUUCAUCACUUUCUUAAUCAAAUACGCGCUUCUUAUUGGAUGACGUUUCCACUAAUUAGAGUUAACGCUUAACUUUAAUCACUUUUUUAUACAACCGGUCGCGGAACUUGCAGGAUCAUCUGGUAUCCUAUUAUGAUUCACAAAUAUAUAGAUAUUAACUGUGAUAGAGAACGUUGAAAUUCAGUGGUGCAACAUUAUAUAACAGUUUACCACGUGCGACCAGACAAUCAACGUCAUUAAGCUCCUUUAAAAUAAGAGCCUAUAAAUACUUCUUAGAUACUUAUAUAUAAGUUAUUUGUUUGUACGACUUUUAUAUGUUUUUGUUGUACUGAUGUCCAAUUUAAUGUGUAGUUUUAAUAGUAAAUUUGUAAUAAGUAGACGAUAACAGUUGAACAGAAGGCCCAGUGUAAGAUUAGCGUUGCUAAACUGGUUUUUGUAUAAUUGCACCUUCUUUAAAUAAAGUUUAUUAUUAUUAUUAUUAUUAUUAUAGAGCAAAUCUUGUAACAUCUAUGUUUUUUGAAAGCUUUUUGUGCAAAAAAACACAUUUGCUUGAAAUUUUUAUCGAAAUAACUAUCCAUAUGAUCUUGAUACGCGGAAAAGUACUGGCACUAGUUGUCAAAUAGAAAUCCAUUGUAUGAUUAAAACAACUGAAUAUCUCCUGUAAUAUACUUUAUUUCAAUUCCAUAUUUUUGUCAGAGCUGUAGUUCUCAUAACCAAACAUAAUUACAAAAUUUCAAGUAGUUUCAUAAAGAAUAACGAAAGAUAUAAUUGACUGAAUACAUCAAAAUGGAUUUCUAUUCGGAAAACCCUUUCUGAGCGCUGAUUGGCUAAAAUACGAACACGAGAUCACCUGGUAUCCAAUGUAUUAUAAAAUAAUGUAUAAUAAAACAUUUUUUUCAAUCGGAUUUUGUGAUAUCCGAAAUUAUCAAGGUCUCGGGCAAGCAAUUUUUAUAACCAACUUGCCAUGAUCGAAGUGGUGAGAAAUUUCAGUCACUGCAUAUGAUUCUUCUCACUGAAGAUUCACUCACUCAUUUUCAGUCACUGUCUCAUUUUCAGUCAUUUCCGCAUUUGUCUCUGUUGUAGUUAAGAGAAAGAUUGAGUUUAUUGAAAACUGCCGAAGAAGAAGAACUUGAGAAGAAACGAGAUGAUAUCCUUAGAUCUAAAGUCGUAAGUUGAUGUUUAUGAUGAAUAGAAGAAUGCAUUACUCCACAAACAGCUAAUAUUCUAGCUUUUCGACCAGUGUACAGUAUGUUGUUAUACUUGCACGUCAUAGAAAAAAAUGGCAAAGCACAAAUUUUGUUCGUCUGACAGUUUUAUUUUUCAAUUGUAUAGGAGAAAGACGAAAUGUUAAUGAAGACUUUAGCAAAGAUAUCCAAGUGUAGAGAAGAACAAGAGAAUCAAGCUAUGAUGAGGUAAAUAUCCGUAAAACUCGUCUCCACUGUGCAUGUUUCAUAGCAAUGGUGCUAUAUAUAUGCUCCUCUUCGGAACCACUCGCAUAUUUUGUCCGUUGUUGAAUCACAAUUAUUUCCCGGGUCCAGGAGUACAUUUUCUGCCCUGCCUACCUCUCCCCUUCAUCUCAGAAGCCCUAUUAACCCAUUAAGCGCCAGUGCUCUCCCCUUGACGAGUAAAAUCGCCUGGCGUUAGACAGAGUAAAGUAAUAAAGUAGGGCGCAUCAGGGGGCAAUGCGACUCAAUGGGUCAAAAUCCACUAUUACAACCAAGCUUUGGGGUUUUAAUCUAUACUGUGCUUAUAUGUUUUAUAUAUUCUACGUCGUUUUAUCCUUAUAGACAGCACGAAAAGCGCAAUGCAGCAAAACCAGAAGUAAAUGAUCCGAAAGUUGACGAACUCAGACAAAAAUUAGAACAAAGACGAGCAGGUACAGUAUAGGGUCGUUGUUCAGUUUUGUUCAGUAUUGUAUCAGUUGCUAUUUUCCGAUAAUUUUCUAAUGUGGCAUUGGUCGAAAAAGUAAAGGCUCACAACGACCGAUACACUUCGUAAACGUUCUAGAUUUUCCUAGAAAGAAAGAAUAACGCAAUUUAACUAAAUCCUGGAUGAAACGAAGAUGAGAGUGCAUGAGAGUUGGCAGUCACGUGACCUUGGUUAUACAAUUACUUUAUGGUUUCCGUGUUUGGAUGGCCUGAUCCAAACACGCGGGAAUGUUGCGAGAGUUAAGAAAAGCGCGCGAAACUUACCGCUUUUCUUAACUCGAGCAACAUUUGCAAGUGUUUGGAUCAGGUCAUCCAAACACGGAAACCAUAAAGUAAUUGUUUUAUAAAAUAACAAGUUUCCGUGUUAAAAUUUCACUUUAAAAAACUUUCACUUUAAAUUUCCGUGUUUGGAUGGCCUGAUCCAAACACAGGUUUCGACCAAUCAGAGCACGCGUUAUAUACAUGUUAUUUUAUAAUAGCUGUUCUUAAUGCUUUCCCAACACUAUCAUGUAUUUUAUUUAAGUUAAAAUAUAGUUGGAACACUCAUUAAACCUUUAUUUUGUGACUGCCAACUCUCAUCAACUCUCAUUCUCGUUUGACCGUGCAGGGGCUUAACAACAAAAUCUAAAAAUUGUGUGUUGUUUGAUCUGAGUUGCUCUACACCGGACUGCGAAAAAUAAAAUUAUCUUGAAGAGUUCUGAUUUUAUUUCUUUAAUAUGAAUUUCUCCAGAACGUGAAUCGAUAACUCGACAGUCUUCUACCACAAACAAACGUCGUACUUUACAACAACAAGGAGUACUAAGACAAGAAAAGGUGAGUAAUUAUUCACAUUGUUAUAUUAAGAAAUAAUAAAAAAUCCAGUAUUAAGGUGUUUACUUUAUUGUAAGGUCAAAAAAAAUAUGUGGGUUCCCGACCCUACCUAGCUUUUGGACGUCGAAAUCCCGACCCUAAACUUUUUUAUUGGAUCAUGGUUGUAAGUGUUUCCACUUAGAGGAAAAAGUUUGUGGAAAAUUGAAAUUUGAGGCAAUAUUAGGGAAAUUUAUCUUUGGAUGUGGAAGCACUGACUAAACAAAAUGGCGUCCGGUUGUUAGGAAAAUUUUAAAAAAAAGUUAAAACCGACCUACCCUACCUAAGUUUUUAUAAGAAGAAACCGGAAACCCACAUAUUUUUUUUUUGCCUAAGUAGUCAUAUCAUUGAUCUGAAGACUCAUUUUCUCGUGCGCAAAUGAAACAAUUAAACAUUGGUAAUAGAAGACUGUUAUUAUACUAAAGGACAAAAUGUACGAGGUCGAGAAAUCUUUUUCUUUUUAAUACAUCGUCAAACUUUAAAGUACCGCUAAUCGCAAAUAGAUACUGAAUCCAUUUUUAUAUGCAGAUCAGUGACUCAGAUGUGAUUUCCGAAAGCGUAGAUUUGAUAUAAUCAUUCUCGUUCAUUCAGGCACAGUUAGAAAAUAUGAAGUGGACGGGGUUAGAAAAACGACAUGAGAAAACUGCGAGAUUGAAAUCUAGAGGAUUGCUGACACAAUAA